Messenger RNA from Schistosoma margrebowiei, 653 nucleotides. Lineage: Eukaryota; Metazoa; Platyhelminthes; Trematoda; Strigeidida; Schistosomatidae. The record is from the annotation of a GenBank genome assembly.
UUUCAUUAAGACAUUUGAUAAGCAAUUCAUUGUAUACAUUGAUAAUAUGAUGAAUACAAUGAUAGUUGAGUUUGUCUGCAUAUUCAUAUGUUUAAUUGCAAUAAAUGUUAAUGCAGUUCCAACUACAAAACCACAUCCUGUCACUGUAAAACAAUCUACACCAGUUCAUCAUGAAGAAGAAUCAUUUUUUAAGCGUACGUGGCAUAAAUUUACUUCCAUGUUUGGAUCUUCAGACAGCGACUCUAAACCGAAUGAAAAUCCAAAUAUAAGUACCGUUGAGGUUGAAAGUCUCUCGCUUAAAGAAAGGAUUAUCAAUAAAUUCAACAGUAUUUUUGGAGAAGAAGAAUACAAUCCAUCUAAAGACAGUGAUUUCGUUGAUAGAUUAUGGAUGUUAUUCAAACAUUGUUUCUUGAAUUUCAAAAACCUCGCCAAAAUCUUCUCCAUUUAAAUAAAACAAACAAAAAUAAAUCGAUUUGUUAUUUGUAAUCAUAAAUCAAAAUGCAAACAAAACAGAAUUGAUUGAAUGAAAUAACAAACAACAACGACAAAAAAUAAAAAAAGCGAUUAUUAUUAUGUAACUGAAUUUCUCUUUUCUUCUUCUUCUUCAUCUUUGUUUUUGUUUUUAAAGAAAAAAAUAUAUUCAUGUUUUAAUA